AUGGGCGACUCACAAGACGUCUCAUGCCCCAUAAACCCUCCUCUAUCGACGACUGAACGGACCGUCUUCGGCACCCGAGGAUGCGUUGUCUACGGCUACCCCUCAACUGGCGGGGUUCUCAGAAAAGAGGCUGACCUUCUCGACAUGCUUUUCCUAUCGCUCCCCCGCUCUCAUGUAUCGCAGCACUCACCCAGUGCCGACGAAGAAGACAGGUUCUGUAAUCUCAUGCGACGGACUGGUGCGAUGUGGUGGCCGAGUAAGGAGGAUUGGAUCGAGGUGCAAAUGGGCAUGAGGGAGAUGACGGAGGAAGAAGAAAAGGUGCUGGUGUUUGGUUGGCCGACGGAUGGAGUGGGUGUGUGGGUGUUGAGGUUUGCGAGUGCCCGGCAACUCCCAAGAGAUUUUGGGAGAAUGAGUUUAGCGAUGAAUAUGGAGGAGAAGAUACAGAUGAUGAGAGAGUAUGGCGCUACGUUUGUGGAAGAUGUCACGCAGGUGGAGGAACUUCAUGAUACAUUUUGA
Molecule: messenger RNA, 516 nt
Organism: Aspergillus tanneri
Lineage: Eukaryota; Fungi; Ascomycota; Eurotiomycetes; Eurotiales; Aspergillaceae
Exons: 1
Coding region: 1-516 (171 amino acids)
Source: RefSeq, a predicted model, not a curated record